CAGGCAUUGGUCAGUACAUCCCCAGACGAGAAGUUCUAACCCAAUCCUGAACUUUUUCAGAAAAAGAUAGACUUAACGAAGGGAUACUUAUUGGAGGAGCGUGCGGCUCCUCUCUUAUCCGGACACUUGUGGGACACAAAGAUCCUGAUCUUUUGUCUUCUUCCUUUCAAGCACACUGUGAUCAAUCUUACCGGCCUUCAACAUGCCUACCGACGCCCAGAAUGAUGCCCGCUCCUUCCUGAGUGAGGAGAUGAUUGCUGAGUUCAAGGCCGCCUUCGACAUGUUCGACACCGAUGGUGGUGGUGACAUCAGCACCAAAGAGUUAGGCACUGUGAUGAGGAUGCUGGGCCAGAACCCAAGCAGAGAGGAGCUGGAUGCCAUCAUUGAAGAGGUUGAUGAGGAUGGCAGCGGCACCAUUGACUUUGAGGAGUUCUUGGUCAUGAUGGUGCAGCAACUAAAGGAGGACCAGGCUGGCAAGAGUGAGGAAGAGCUGUCUGAAUGCUUCCGCAUCUUUGAUAAGAAUGGAGAUGGCUUCAUUGACCGAGAGGAGUUUGGUGACAUCUUGCGUUCCACUGGCGAGCCAAUAACAGAAGAUGAGAUAGACGAGCUCAUGACAGACGGAGACACCAACAAAGACGGCAAAAUUGACUUUGAGGAAUUUCUGAAAAUGAUGGAGAACAUACAGUAAAGAUGCUACAUUCCACCCUUUCAUCACCCAAAUAAAGAUCUAACAAACAUUUUGAGAUUGAACAUGGAAGAAGGUCGACCUCCUGGAAAAGUCAUAAAGUCGUUGAAAAAGUUGUCUCUCAUAGACCAUAAGGAAUGGAUUGAAGGGCCCUGAAGUGAUAUCCUUCUCUAACUGUUGCAGUUGGACUAGAGAAACAUCUAUAAAUAACCAUCCAAGUGUUUUAAGACGGAGCCACCCUACCCCUACCCUCCCCAAACCACCUCCCACUUGCCCCAGCUGUCCCCCUGUGCCCCAGCUCCUUCUUAAGAAAUGAUCUACCACCCCUUCAGACCUGCUUUUGCCCUAUGUGCCCCACCCUGUAGUGUUCUAAAAUAAACUAGCCUCAGUAUACA
Messenger RNA from Pygocentrus nattereri (red-bellied piranha), 1080 nucleotides. Its product is annotated as troponin C, skeletal muscle. The transcript is spliced from 6 exons. NCBI's taxonomy places the organism in Eukaryota, Metazoa, Chordata, Actinopteri, Characiformes, Serrasalmidae. The coding region runs from base 203 to 688 and encodes 161 amino acids. Gene Ontology annotation, molecular function: calcium ion binding. Gene Ontology annotation, cellular component: myosin II complex. The record is from RefSeq and is a predicted model, not a curated record.